CAGGGUGACGCGAGCAACUCUCCGCGCGUUUUAUGCGAAUUACAUCGCCAUCUCGGGAACAUCGAUCGUCGCGAUGAAACAUGGAAAAUGUUCGCGGGUGUAGACAGUGAAGUGACAAGAGUGUGCCCGAUGUAUGUAGACGCGAAUACGCGCGAAAUUUGAAUCUGGUAAUUCUUUGGACACGUGGUAGUUUCAUUGAAUCUAUAUGUUCAAGGGCACUCGACAGCCAAUGGGGUAAUUGGAAAAUGUUGGACGACGUGGCCGAUGAAAGAUGGAAGCCGUGUCACAUCGUACACCUCAAGUUGUCAUAAGAUCACGAUAUGUCAUGUGAAGAUAUUCCUUCGUAACAAUUUUCUUAAUUAAAUAGGUUUUCAUUACAUGUUGUUGUAAUUUAUUUAUUGUAUUAAUCGCGUAAUUUCAUGAAAAUAUGGGGCUGUGCAAGUGUCCGAAAAGGAGAGUCACAAAUCUGUUUUGUUUUGAACACCGUGUUAAUGUUUGUGAGCAUUGUAUGGUUACAAAUCAUCCGAAGUGCAUUGUACAAUCAUAUAUUUUGUGGCUCCACGAUCAUGACUAUAAUCCAGUUUGCACAUUAUGUUCUGUGAACUUGAGCGAAGGAGAUUGUGUUCGAUUAACAUGCUAUGAUAUGUUUCAUUGGGCAUGUUUGGAUAAAUAUGCCAGAGAACUGCCAGCAACGACAGCACCAGCAGGAUACACAUGUCCCAAUUGUAAAGAGUGUAUUUUUCCAGAUGGAAAACUAGUAUCUCCUGUGGCAGAUGUGUUGAGAGAAAAAUUAGGAAGUGUCAAUUGGGCACGUGCAGGGCUUGGCUUACCUUUGCUCAGCGAAGAAAGAGAACAAAAGCCAGAACAGGAGCGUCCCUCAUUGAGAGUUGAAACUACAUCAUAUCAAAAUCAUACAACAAAUUUGUCUCCAACAGUAGCCACAUCUCGUUCCAAUAGUAAUGCAAAUUCAGUACACACUAAUAUAAACAAUGUGCAUUUAAAUAAUCAAAAAAUUGGCCCUCCGUAUUCGAUUGUAAGUAUUGAUUCAUCCGGGGGUUUAUCGACUCCUACUUCGAGAAAAGUUUGCGAAGCGUACGACGAUCCGAAAGAGAUAUCGUUUGAUCACGAUGAAAAUAAAUACAGAAGAAAGUCGGCUAUCGAAUGGUUUUUGAGGUGGUGGAAGCUUAUAGCAAGUCCACCAACGAGACGUAGAAACACGACUGGGCCAUUGUACAAAAGAUACGCCAUGAUAGUUCUUAUGGGAAUAUUAGCUUUUACGGGAAUUGUAAUUUUAUUCUCCUGGCUCGGGAGGAUGGCUACGGAUGGCGAUCCCACUUACGAUCUGGACGCGAAUCCUAAUGUUAGAGUAGCCGAUAAACAGGCUGGUAUUUAAUACACUCCCUGCUUUCAAAGGAACAGUGGAAAGGAAUGGAUACAUGAAAGGUAUAACACGUGGAAGUAAUAACAAAUGUUUGUAAGAUAGCGAAAUAAUUGUCAACCACAGUCAAGGGAAUAUGUAUCGACUGAAGCAUGAUUUUGUUUUGAAAGAAGAAUUAGCUUAAGAUACAGUGUACUGCUAGCCUUACGAUUUGUUAAUUUUUAUGUAAAGUAUGCCUUAAUAUUAAGCUGUAUAUUUCA
Molecule: messenger RNA, 1638 nt
Organism: Megachile rotundata (alfalfa leafcutting bee)
Lineage: Eukaryota; Metazoa; Arthropoda; Insecta; Hymenoptera; Megachilidae
Product: zinc finger protein-like 1 homolog
Cellular component (GO): Golgi apparatus
Source: RefSeq, a predicted model, not a curated record